AUGGAUUUCGACAUGCAUAAUAAACAAGCGUCCAACGAAAACAAACCGCAGCCCGAUCACGAAUACAGCGAAAUUUGCGAACGUAAACGUUCCAAGUUACAACGUUUCGGAACGGCGCACUCACGGCGCAAAACAAAAGCGCGGGAACCGACGCCAUUGGUGGAGAAGGUAGGCGGACGCCCGCAUAAUAUGGCGGAAAUAUUACCAGCCGAGGAGGUAUUCAAGGUACGCUCGAGGAAGGGGAAUGGGGAGAAUGGAGCCUCCAUUCUCCCCAUUCCCCUUCCCUCGGAGAGGUUAAUUACCCACCGGCCGAUAAGGCAGCGGCUCGCUAAUUACGUACUUAUGGCCGAC
Iphiclides podalirius (scarce swallowtail) is the source of this 351-nucleotide messenger RNA. NCBI's taxonomy places the organism in Eukaryota, Metazoa, Arthropoda, Insecta, Lepidoptera, Papilionidae. The record is from the annotation of a GenBank genome assembly.